This is a messenger RNA of Lathyrus sativus (Indian pea), 768 nucleotides long. NCBI's taxonomy places the organism in Eukaryota, Viridiplantae, Streptophyta, Magnoliopsida, Fabales, Fabaceae. The record is from the annotation of a GenBank genome assembly.
AUGGCAGGUCCAAUGAGACCUCAAAUUGUUCUAUUUGGCUCUUCUAUAAUUCAGAUGAGUUUUGAUAAUGGUGGUUGGGGUGCUAUUCUAGCUAAUUUGUAUGCUAGAAAGGCAGAUAUAGUGUUGCGGGGAUAUUCAGGUUGGAAUUCAAGACGUGCUUUGGAAGUUCUUGAUGAAGUUUUCCCAAAGGAUGCUUAUGUGCAACCAUCAUUGGUAAUUAUCUAUUUUGGUGGAAAUGAUUCUAUUCACCCUCACCCAUCUGGUCUUGGUCCUCAUGUCCCUCUUGAAGAAUACGUUGAAAACAUGAGGAAAAUUGCUAACUAUCUUAAGAGCCUCUCAGAUCAUAUCCGCCUCAUAUUUCUCACAUCCCCUCCCAUCAGUGAAGUACAAAUCAGGAAAAAACUCAGUGCAACACAGUCUGGAAGAACCAAUGAACAUUGUGGAAUAUAUGCAAAGGCAUUGGUGGAGCUAUGUGAUGAAAUGAACUUAAAAGUCAUUAAUCUUUGGUCUGCAAUCCAGCAAAGGGAGGACUGGUUAGAUGUUUGCUUUACGGAUGGAGUGCAUUUAUCAGGUGAGGGAAGCCAGGUAGUUUUGAAGGAAAUAUUAAGGGUUCUUAGAGAAGCAGAUUGGAAACCUAGUUUGCAUUGGAUGUCACUACCAACUGAAUUUGCUGAAGAUUCACCAUACUAUCCUCCAAGUCCAGACGGAACCACCACUAUAAAUGUCUCCUACAGUAUUCCACGAAGGCAUUUGCAAUGGGAUCUAUAG